Molecule: messenger RNA, 984 nt
Organism: Lottia gigantea (owl limpet)
Lineage: Eukaryota; Metazoa; Mollusca; Gastropoda; Lottiidae
Exons: 5
Coding region: 1-984 (327 amino acids)
Cellular component (GO): plasma membrane
Source: RefSeq, a predicted model, not a curated record
AUGGGGUUAAGUGUUAUCCGCAUCUGCGACUACAGUACCAUUAUAUUUUCGGGAAAUAUACUCGUGUUGUUGAUGGUUGCCUUGGCAACGGAUUACUGGGAAUAUAAUGGUUAUGAUUUUGGAACUUUAAUGGAAGUUUUGCCUAAAAUGCACGACGUUGAAAUUUAUGUACCACGUGACACAAGAACCUACAUAGAGAUUGUAUAUAUUCAAGAUCAAACCGUUUUAAAUCAAACCAACGAACUAUAUGAUGUGUAUUAUCAACCACCAACAUUUGCUCGAGUGGAUUACCAACCUCAGAGUGAUGGUCGGAUAAAAAAAAUUACCAGAAUCUAUGUAUUUUAUCAGUAUAGUAAUUUAUUUAUAGAUUGCAACGAUUUAGAAGAUGGUGUAAGAAUACGAAUGGGUUUGAGAGAAGUCCAAAAUCAUAAAUGCAUAAAUUUUAUUUUUAUGCCUUCGAAUGACUAUAGAUCCCAGUAUGAUGAUGCAAUAACAGUUUUACGAAUAGAACGAGCAGCCUUUUCGUUUGGUUUAUUUAGCAUAAUUAGUAUGAUUACAUCACUAAUAACUGGUUCUAUUGGCUCGUUGUCAAGGAGACUAAAUAUGGUGACUGCUGCUUCUUCCUUAUCAUUAGCUUCCGGUAUGUGUUUGAUCGUAGCCAUCGCAUUAUUCAAUGGCAAGAGUCAUCUACAACAAAGAUGGCCACUAUUGCCUGAUUUAUACAUUCCAUUUAAAGAAGAACUUAUGAAAAGUAGAGACCAUACUUAUGGUUGGUCAUUUGUGUUAGCCUGGAUUUGUGUGGCCUUAAAUUUUACAGCCUCAUUUGUCUGGCUAUACAAGUCUCAAUAUAUGAUAGAUCCUCUUGAGCCAUCGAGACGUAUGGAUGAAGACGUGAGCCGUACCCGAAGGAAAUCUUCAGGAGGAAAAAUGUACAUUUCUUUUCCACACACAGUGGAGGAAGGAGAGACUUUCUGUGACUUAUAG